AUGGGACAAGGGGGAUCCACGGGAGCGGUCGAGGGUUCACCUUUGGAUUGCAUCUUGAAAAACUUCUCUGAUUUCAGAAAGCGGGCGAAGCGCUAUGGAGGGAGUCCUCCCGACCCGGAGACCCUCCGAACGUUCUGCCAGCUUGAGUGGCCCACCUUUAAUGUUGGGUGGCCGACUGAGGGAACUUUCCAAUUGCCAAUUUGUUUCUCGGUCCAACGAGUCACCUACGUGGUGCCUCAUCCGGACCAGCAAAUCUACAUCAAUGUCUGGACAGAUAUUGCCACGGAUAGACCGGGCUACGUCCGGAAGUGCAGCCAAGGGCAGGCAGGGACAAACAGGAGGGGUAGAGCGGUGUGCUUAGCCGCUGGAUCGGGCGAGAGGAGAGGCCCCCAAGGAAAUAGCAGAGGGGGGAGUGCUGAGCCCCAGCCGUCAUCGGGACCUGAAGGGAACCGGCCGUAUCCAGUCCUGCCAGGCCGGCCGGAGGACCCCUUAGAUCCUGUUAACGCCCCACCGCCGUAUCCCGCCCAGGCGGCACCUGAUUCCUCCGAGCAAUCCGGGGAAAUUGUGCCCACGGCCCCGGACGCCCCUAGGGCGCCUCCUAGGCUAAUCUAUGUCCCCUUUUCCACGAGUGAUCUAUACAAUUGGAAACACCAGAACCCCCCAUUCUCUGAGAAACCCCAGGGCUUGAUUUCCCUACUGGAAACUAUAUUCCGGACCCACCAGCCCACAUGGGAUGAUUGCCAGCAGAUAUUGCAGACCCUGUUUACGUCGGAGGAAAGGGAAAGGAUCCUGAGGAAAGCAGGGAAGGCGGUUAUGGGAGAGGAAGAAGGGAGUUGGAGGAAAUACUCCCCUCCAUCCCCCCCCGAUUGGGAUCCGAACACUGGAGGGGGAAGGGAGGCACUUCUGCAGUACCGCCGAGCUCUUCUGAGGGGAUUGCAGGCAGCAGCCCGCAAGCCCACAAAUUUUGGGAAGGUGAGUGAGGUAGUGCAGGGACGAGACGAGACCCCUGGUGCAUUCCUGGAAAGAUUAAUGGAGGCGUAUAGGGUAUAUACCCCAUUAGACCCAGAGGCAAGGGAGAAUAGGAGACUCGUAAACAUAGCCUUUGUCACGCAAUCAGCCACGGACAUAAGGAGGAAAUUGCAGAAGAUAGAGGGAUUUGAGGGAGAGAAUAUCAGUAAACUGCUAGAAAUAGCCCAAAAGGUAUAUGUCAACAGGGAUGACCCAGAGGUUGGGAAGGCUAAGGAAGUAGCAAAAAUUUUGAUAGUGGCGCAGAGGAAAGGAGGUGCACCCAGAGGGAACACCGGUAGGGGGAACAGAGAGAGGAGGGGAGCCCGGCUAGAGAGGGAUCAGUGCGCCAUCUGCAAGGAGAAGGGGCACUGGAAGAGGGAAUGCCCCAAGAGGAAGGGGACAGAGGAGCUAAGGGGGACCCCUGGGGUGCUCCUGCAGACCCUGGACUGACGGGGCCAGGGCUCCAUAAGCAUUGGCUCCCGGGAGCCCAUGGUCACCUUGACAGUCGAAGGAAGACCAGUUGAUUUCCUAGUCGACACGGGAGCCACCUUUUCUGUCCUGAAGCAGCCCCAAGGAAAACUAGAAAAGGAGACAGCCAAAAUUGUAGGGGCCACCGGGAAAUCAGAGACUUAUCCUUGGACAAGUGCGAGAAUUACGGACCUUGGAAAAGGGACAAUCACUCACUCUUUUCUGAUUAUACCGGAUUGCCCCUACCCUCUGCUAGGAAGGGACUUACUUCAAAAGUUGCAAGCCUCCAUAGUGUUCAAGACACCCGAGGAAGAGAAGGGGAACCCCAGCUUAGAAGUUACUGUUCCCCUGUCGGAAGAGUACCUGCUAGCUGUGAGUGAGGCCGAGCCUCAUUCCACUGGAGUUCCCCAGGCACUCUGGGAAAAGAUACCUGGGGUAUGGGCAGAGACCAACCCCCCAGGACUGGCUGUACAUCAGGCGCCAGUGGUAGUCCAGUUAUUGAGUACAGCCACCCCAGUGCGAAUCAGGCAGUAUCCGAUUCCCGCCAGAGCCAAGGAGGGGAUAGCUAAGCACUUGCUGCGGUCACUGGCCGCUGGAAUUCUGAAGAAGUGCCAGUCUCCCUGGAAUACUCCCCUGCUGCCUGUGCAGAAACCUGGGACAUCUGAUUUCCGCCCUGUACAAGACUUAAGGGAAGUGAAUGCCCGGGUAGAGACAAUACAUCCCACAGUGCCAAAUCCUUAUACGCUUUUGAGUGCUUUGUCUCCCACCCACAAAUACUACUCGGUCUUAGACUUAAAGGAUGCAUUCUUUUCCAUCCCACUGGCACCCCAGAGCCAGGAAAUUUUUGCCUUUGAAUGGAAUGACCAUGAGCAUGGCCUGGGAGGUCAGUACACCUGGACAAGGCUGCCCCAGGGCUUUAAAAAUUCCCCUACUAUUUUUAACGAGGCUCUCAGCCAGGAUCUACAAGAGUACAGGAGAAAACACCCCGAGGUAGUACUCCUACAGUACGUAGACGACCUUCUCGUGGCUGCGUCCCACGCCAGUGAUUGCGAACAGGCAACAGAGGACUUGUUGAGGGAGCUCGAGAGGCUGGAAUACAGGGUCUCAGCCAAGAAGGCACAAAUCGUGUCUACCAAGGUAAGCUACCUGGGGUAUGACCUGAGCGGAGGAUUAAGAACCUUAUCUGAGCUAAGGGUCCAGACUAUCCUAGGGAUACCAGAGCCAAUCACCAAACGGCAGGUGAGAGAAUUUCUAGGAGCCGUGGGAUACUGUAGGCUCUGGAUCCUGGGGUACGCCAGGCUUGCACAGCCCCUCUACGACAUGACAAAGGGGAAAGAGACUGAGUUUGCCUGGACUGAGGAGGGGCGGGAGGCAUUUCGGGCCCUGAAGGAAGCUCUUGUCUCGGCCCCGGCAUUGGCCUUGCCCGAUCCGGCCAAACCGUUCCUCCUCUAUGUGGCAGAAAAACAAGGAAUGGCCUUAGGAGUGUUGAGCCAAACCCUGGGCCCUUGGAAAAGACCGGUGGCCUACCUGUCAAAGAAAUUAGACCCGGUGGCAUCAGGAUGGCCAGCCUGCCUGAGGGCCAUAGCGGCUACCUCAGUCCUGGUGAAGGAGGCGAGUAAGCUAACCUUGGGGCAAGACAUCCAAGUAGUUGGGGAACACUAUGUCGAGUAAGUACUCCGUGCACCGCCUGGUCGUUGGUUGACCAACGCAUGACUGACCCAAUAUCAGGCACAGCUCCUGAACCCCCCGGCUGUCAGAUUCCUUAAGACAGCUGCCCUGAACCCGGCCACCUUGCUACCAGUCCCCAAAUUGGGAGUGACUCAUUGCUGCUCCCAUGUCCUGGAAACGGUAGCCGGAACACGGCCUGACCUGCGGGACCAGGCCUAUGAAGGUGCUGAUCUGACUUGGUUCACGGAUGGGAGCAGUUUUGUAAGUAAUGGACACAGGUAUGCUGGAGCGGCAGUGACGACGGCGGGUGAAGUAGUGUGGAAACAAGCUCUGCCCAAGGGGACAUCGGCCCAGAGAGCAGAGUUGGUCACGCUCACCCAAGCCCUCCGGAUGGCCGAGGGAAGGACGGUCAACAUUUACACGGACAGCAGGUAUGCUUUUGCAACAGCCCAUGUGCAUGGGGCCAUCUACCGGGAGCGCGGGCUACUGACGGCUGGAGGUAAGGAAAUCAAGAAUCGCCAGGAAAUCCUAGAACUGCUGGAUGCGCUGUGGAUGCCCAAGAAGGUAGCCAUCAUUCACUGCCGAGGGCACCAGAGAGGAAGUGACCCCGUGGCGAGGGGUAACGCCCUGGCUGACCUGGCGGCCAAAGAGGCGGCGGGAGAGGAGGCUGCAGGAGUACUCCCCAUGGUGCCUACCCCAGUGCUACCUUCCCUGCCUACCUAUACACGAGUAGACACCUUCUCGGGCUGGGUGGAGGCCUUCCCCACAAAGGGUGAAACGGCAGCCACGGUAGGGAAAAUCUUAGUCCGAGAAAUAAUUCCCAGAUAUGGCAUUCCCAUGGCGAUUGGAUCAGAUAACGGGCCUGCCUUUGUAUCCCAAAUAUCCCAAAACCUAGCUGGGAGACUGGGCAUAACCUGGAAAUUGCACUGUGUGUAUAGACCCCAAAGCUCAGGGCAGGUAGAGAGAAUGAAUCGGACCUUGAAGGAAACAUUAAUUAAAUUAAAGGAGGAGCUCGGGGAGAACUGGGUAGAAUUGCUCCCCUUCGCCUUAUUUAGGGCUCGAUGUACCCCGUACACAGGAGGGUGGACGCCUUAUGAAAUCAUGUACGGGCAGCCUGUGCCACUAGUGCCCAAGCUGACUAGAGAGGAGAUGGAGGCCUCUAAUCAUAACUUUCUAAAGUCCUUACAGGCACUGCAGGCCCUCAGAGAAGAAGUCCGGAGCCUACGAAGGGAGGAAAAGGAGGCAAAUGAAAGAGGCGGUACUGGCGAACUAAGGACACUGGACCCCGGUCAAUGGGUAUGGAUCCUGAACCACCGGCGAGGAAGCCUUGAACCCAGGUGGAUCGGGCCAUUCCAGGUACUGCUAAGCACCCCGACUGCCGUUCGGGUGGCUGAGAAACCCUACUGGAUACACCUCUCCCACGUUAAGCCAGCUCAGGACCCCAGUGAAGAAAAACCAUGGAGAGUUCGACAGGACCCAGGAAAGCCUCUCCGGCUCUCUUUUACCCGCUCUUAA
This is a messenger RNA of Pteronotus mesoamericanus, 4659 nucleotides long. RefSeq lists its product as uncharacterized. The transcript is spliced from 3 exons. The record is from RefSeq and is a predicted model, not a curated record. Lineage: Eukaryota; Metazoa; Chordata; Mammalia; Chiroptera; Mormoopidae. Gene Ontology annotation, molecular function: RNA-DNA hybrid ribonuclease activity; aspartic-type endopeptidase activity; nucleic acid binding. Gene Ontology annotation, biological process: virion assembly; proteolysis; DNA integration.